Messenger RNA from Symbiodinium sp. CCMP2456, 846 nucleotides. The record is from the annotation of a GenBank genome assembly. Lineage: Eukaryota; Dinophyceae; Suessiales; Symbiodiniaceae.
AUGGAGAAGUCGGACAAGGUCUGCUUUGCCUUCGUGGCGGGGAAGUGCGCCUUCGGACGACAGUGCCACGACAAGCACCCGGAUGAGGCUUCCUGCCAGAGCAUCAAAGAGCGCUAUGGCAAGAUCGACUGCCAGUGGGGCCGCGGUUGCCGAACCGACGGGUGCUUGUACCGGCAUCCGAGCGACGAGCCCGUCGGCCCGGCCUUGCGCCUCGAGAUGAAGCCGCAGCCAGCUGUGUAUGCGCCAGGUUAUGCAAAAGUCCCCCCUUUCAAGGUGACCUCGGUGACCCCUGAGCUCGCCAACGACAACGACCGCAACGGCCGCGACGACCUACCGGUCUUCCGACACCUGGACGACCGGGACGAGAACUCACGAGAUCGCCCGCAGCGAGACCGUCUACAAGAAUGGCUCGAGGAGCAAGACGCGCAAGAGCUUGAAGAGCUGAGAGCGUCCAGCUCAAUCGCUCCAGCAUCUCCAGUGCCUUUGCGUGCGCCCUUAGACGAGGAAGAAGAGGAGCAGGAACGCCAGGAGCAGCUCGCUGCCACUCUGCGCUUCAUGGGCUUUGUGGAGGAGCCGAGUCUCGGACCGGCGGUCGGGCCGGCGCCCGGGCCUGCGCCUGCGCCCGCCAACCUCCUGGACCUGGACCGGCCUGAAGGCCGGGAAUUCCCGCGCCGCAACCCGGCCGCUCCGGGGCCCAACCCGGUCGGGCCGGUCCCCAAACCCUGGCGCCCCGAGCCACCCUCGCUGGCGCCGCCCGGGCCGCCCGAGCAUCUCAACCAGCUUAACGAGCUCAACGAUCUGAACAUGAGAGCCGUCGAAGACCUGCUGCGUGACCAAAUCGACUGA